UGCAGCAGAGGGCCAUCCACACUGACUGGAGGCUCUGGAGGAGGGAAGGGGCUGGGUCUUACCAGGAGGCAAAAUCUGUGUCACUUUUCAAACUUCUUUCAAGCUAUUCAUUAGCCUGGUGUGCACGCUGCAGCAGCAUUGUCUUCAAUGGGGGGGACAGUCAACAUUUCUAUAUAAGUGACUAAGGCUGAUCCAUCCAUACAGUCAGAACGAAGCAGAUUGCACGUGGUAAGAAGACAACUUAUCCUUGAAGGCAGCCCCCUACACAGAUUGCUGUAGGCACACAUGGACAUUAGUGCUGCGAGUGCAUGACUAAUCUCUCCCUCCCUGGAAGGAGGAUCUGAAAGCACACUCGGUCUUCCUGUUUUCUUGGAGGGAUAUCUGGACUCUGGACACGGCGUGGGGCAGCCUGGUUUUGUAUCAGAGGAAAUAUAUACCUAUAUAUAUAUAUAUAUAUCUUCCUACAGUGACAAAGCAGCCUCUAGACGCCCCUUUCAUCUUUCAUUUGCCAUUGGACUGAGCAAACUUUGCAGACUUUCACAUUCGCCCUCCCAGCCUGUGUCGGUGCUGCUGAUUGUGGAGCUGUGGAUUUCAGCUUUUGAUACAGUAUUAUGGCCAUGGUGGUUAACCCUUGGCAGGAAGACAUCCCAGGGGUGGCAGCCUCUCAGGUGAGCAAUCCACCUGGGUUGUGCAAUCAAGACCCUGGGGGCACACCUCAAACUCCGAGCACUCCUAAAGGAGUUGUCCCAGGUCAGGACCCCGUUCAUUCAGGGGACAAAGGAGUUCCCAACGUGGACUGUAUGGUGUGUGGGGACAAAUCGAGUGGCAAGCACUAUGGUCAGUUCACCUGUGAAGGGUGCAAGAGCUUCUUUAAGAGAUCAGUAAGAAGGAACCUCACCUACACGUGUAGGGGCAACAGAGACUGUCCUAUAGACCAGCAUCAUAGGAACCAGUGCCAAUACUGCCGUUUAAAGAAGUGCCUGAAAGUUGGCAUGAGAAGAGAAGCAGUCCAGCGUGGGAGAAUGUCGCACCCCCAGACCAGCCCUGGCCAGUAUGCUCUAAACAACGUUGAUCCCUAUAAUGGUCAUUCUUACUUAACGGGAUUCAUCUCCUUGCUCCUCCGAGCAGAACCCUACCCAACUUCUCGAUAUGGUGCCCAGUGCCUACAGCCCAACAACAUCAUGGGAAUCGAGAACAUCUGUGAACUGGCUGCCCGUUUGCUUUUCAGUGCCAUCGAGUGGGCUAAGAACAUUCCCUUCUUCCCUGACUUCCAGCUUUCAGAUCAAGUCUCACUCCUUCGCAUGACAUGGAGCGAGCUUUUCGUCCUCAACGCUGCUCAGUGUUCCAUGCCUCUCCAUGUGGCACCGUUGCUAGCGGCAGCUGGCCUCCAUGCCUCUCCCAUGUCUGCUGACCGAGUGGUGGCUUUCAUGGACCAUAUCCGGGUCUUUCAAGAACAGGUAGAAAAGUUGAAGGCACUUCAUAUUGACUCUGCCGAGUACUCCUGCUUGAAAGCUGUGGCGUUGUUUACACCUGAUGCGGUGGGACUAUCCGAUAUUGGUCAUGUGGAAAGUAUUCAGGAGAAAUCCCAAUGUGCCCUAGAAGAGUAUGUCCGAAACCAGUACCCAACCCAACCAACCCGGUUUGGUCGUCUGCUACUCCGUCUGCCAUCAUUGCGCAUUGUCUCAGCACCAGUUAUAGAACAACUCUUCUUUGUGCGUCUAGUUGGAAAAACACCCAUUGAGACUUUAAUCCGAGACAUGCUCUUGUCUGGGUCCAGCUUCAAUUGGCCUUACAUGCCUAUGCAGUAAAGAGGGUCUCCCGAAACCCUUGGACUUCUAAUGCCCAAUAAACCAGCUUACUUUCCACCAUCCACUUUGGCCAGGAAUUCCAGAAGACCUUGGAGGCAAAAAAUGGGUUGGGUCAACAAAACUGACCGGACAGUAGGACAAACAUUUUGCUAUUUCUGAAGGAUUAUGGCUUUUAACUAUGUUUUAGUUUUUACUGAAAAUUGAAUGGCGUGAUUGGUCGGGUUCACGCAUAUAAACAAAAUUCGAGAAACGAGUCAUGUUCCUCAAGAUGUUCAAAGUGUCAGUUUAAACCUGAAUAGUCCAUAAGACUUCAUGAAAACCCAACGGUUCCAUUCAGUCCAUAUUAAUUGUGCUAAAUAUUUGCAGCCAUUAGUUGGCCUGGUCCAGGAAGUGUUCUGCCAAGAGGAUGUGCACUUUUUUCCCCAGGAGUAUGCAGACUUUUUGAAAACCUUAAAUGUUUUACAUGGUGAGAAUUCAUACACGUAUAGACCUUAUUGAAAUUUUACAAAAGACUAUAUAAGAAUUGACACUUGUAAGAUGUCAAAGACUGGCUAGCACUGCAAUCCACAACAUAAAGCACUGAAGAAGACUUGCCCACUUCAUCCCCGUUAGAGGCGUUGAACAAAAGACUAUUUAUAAAAGGAAAGAUGGGGACUGCCUGCUUUUUUCAAUAAAUGUAUGUGUAUAUUUCCCUCCUCAUCCCUCUAUUCCCUUUUGCUUUUUCCUUAUAUAACUGUUUGUAAGAUAUUUUUGGUGUGUGAAUUGUGGUAUUUUUUGGUAACCUGGCGGCAAAAUCUUGUUUAUUUUGCUGGUUGAUCUGGCUAAUUAUUAAAUACAACAUCAGU
Molecule: messenger RNA, 2653 nt
Organism: Bufo bufo (common toad)
Lineage: Eukaryota; Metazoa; Chordata; Amphibia; Anura; Bufonidae
Product: nuclear receptor subfamily 2 group F member 5-like
Exons: 4
Coding region: 612-1808 (398 amino acids)
Biological process (GO): regulation of transcription by RNA polymerase II; anatomical structure development; cell differentiation
Molecular function (GO): nuclear receptor activity; RNA polymerase II cis-regulatory region sequence-specific DNA binding; zinc ion binding
Source: RefSeq, a predicted model, not a curated record